AGUAAUUUAAUUAAGUUAUAAUCUUAGUCUUCGAAUAUGGGAGGAGCAUGCUCUGGAAAAAAACCAUAGCCAAAAUAGAAAUAGCAAUAAUAGGAAUUAAAUAUAGUUGAAUAACCAUAUUUGCAAGUGCAAUCAAUUAGUUAACCAUAAUCAAGGCCACCAGAACAAAGAAGUGAAACUGGGUAAUCUGUUAAGGAAUUGCUUUAUUAAUAUAAAAAAUUCACAGAUUUCUUAGGAUUAGUAGGUAAUUUGGAUCAUUUGCCAGCCCAUACUAGAGAAUAAUUGAAUAAUUGUAUAAUUUAGAGAUCCAAUAUAAAUAUACUUAUAUAAAAUAGUAUUAAAAGAAUAAUGAGAGAGUAAAAAAUAAUAAAGAGAGUAGAAGAGAGUGAUUAUUAUUUAAUUCAUAAUGAUGAGAAAUUUGCCAUUACAUUUGUGUAAUUAAUGUAAAGAAUAUCAAAUAUAAUAUUGACUGAACUUCAAUAGGAUUCAAAUUUUUAGGAAGCUUUUCCAAUGUUGAUUGUUUCAUUUGUUGAUUUAGCAACAUAGAUAAGUAAGGAAAUAGAGAAUUUCUAAGAUUUCAAAACUCAUUCAAUCAAAAAAUAGAAUACUAAACAUCAAAUUUCUUAAGACAAUUAUUAAGCAUCAACAAAUAAAUGA
Messenger RNA from Paramecium pentaurelia, 657 nucleotides. Lineage: Eukaryota; Ciliophora; Oligohymenophorea; Peniculida; Parameciidae. The record is from the annotation of a GenBank genome assembly.